Messenger RNA from Chlamydomonas reinhardtii, 2443 nucleotides. RefSeq lists its product as uncharacterized. NCBI's taxonomy places the organism in Eukaryota, Viridiplantae, Chlorophyta, Chlorophyceae, Chlamydomonadales, Chlamydomonadaceae. The transcript is spliced from 5 exons. The record is from RefSeq and is a predicted model, not a curated record. Gene Ontology annotation, biological process: regulation of DNA-templated transcription. Bases 89 to 1276 code for a protein of 395 amino acids. Gene Ontology annotation, molecular function: DNA-binding transcription factor activity.
GCUGACAAGCGUUCAACCACGUUGCGCAUUCCUCAACAUCCACAGACUAUUAAGCUCUACGUCCAGAGGUAUUAUACUGUGGCUUGAAAUGGAAGACAUCCUCAAACUGCUCGCGAACGGGGCAGAUGUGACGCCAUUCACCUUUCCAGCGGGAAUGCUAGGUUCUGCGGGCGGGUCGGUCACGCUGGGCGCGUCCAACCUGGACCUGGCGCUGGCACUGCAAACAGGAAACAUUCCCUCUUUCAUUAUGGGCUCGUUGGGCUCCGGCGGGGCCGCUCCGCUGCCCCUGCCUGCUGCGCUCGCGCUCCCAUCUCUGGAGCUGCCAAAGCUACUAAGCCUGGACGUUGGGCUCGAUGGAAUGGGCAACAAGGGUCAAGGCGUCGACCUGAACGGCAACGGAAACAGCUCAGAUCCAAGCGGUUCAGGAGGCGCCCUGCCCCCCCGGAGCCGUAGCGGUCGGGGCGGUAAUAACGCAGCGGCCCUGCUCGCGGACGCACGCGUUCGGGAGCUCCUGCUCGACGUGCAGCAGCCGCCCAUCCCUGCCCCAGCCGCGGCUGCAGCGGCUCGCAACCUCAAGCGUGAAGCUGAGCAGGCCAUCGCCGCAGGCACAGCGGCCGGGGGUGGCGGUGGCGGUGGCGGCCGCAACAAGCGGCAGGCUGUCCGCGCGGACGACGACGAGGACGAUGAGGACUUCCGCCCCAGCCGCGCGGCCGGGAGGCAGGCAGCUGCAGCGGAAAAGGCCGAGAAAGCAGCAGUGGCGGCAGCCGAGAAGGCGGCGGCGCUUGCCGCAGCCGUGGCUGCGGCAGCGGCGGAGCGGGAUGAGGAGCCAUCCCCGCCCCGCGGCAAGGCGGAUAACAAGCGCAAGCCGCGGUCGGACGACGGUUCAGACGGCUCGGACGGCUCCGAUACGUCAUCAGAUUCCGCGGGUGGGCGUGGCAAGGCGCCGGCACGCGGGCGCGGCGGGCGCGGAGCGGCGCCCAAAGACCCGGCGGCGCGCGCGCAAGCGCGGCAGCUCAAGAAGCGUGACCUGAACCGUGAGGCGCAGCGGCGCUUCCGCGACCGGCAGAAGGCGGCGCUGGCGCUGCUGGAGAGCACGACGCAGAGCCAGCAGCGCGAGAUUGAGGCGCUGCGGCUAACCAACAAGCUGCUGGAGGAGCAGUACCGGGUGCUGAUGGAGCAAUACAAGGGGCUUCAGCUGCGCUUUGUAACGCUGCAAGUGAAGGUGGGAACCGGAGCCGGCGGCGCGGGUGACACCGUGCCAGCGGGCGGCAAGUGACGCAGCUAAGGAGACGAGCAGGCGGAUGCGAGCGCGCGUGGAAGUGGGCCUGAAAUGCGAUGGCCUUCCAAAGGCUGCACAGUGGCGGCCGUGGAGGAGGAUGUUUGUCAACAGCGAGGUGCACCGCAGCUGCUGGUCCUCUCGCAGCCGUUCGCGACGCGCCGUGUAGCAGUAGUGGCGGGCACUUAUGAUCCGCACACGGGAUUGCUAUUCAUGGACAUAGGGCAUGGACGUACAGGUCCCUGCGCGCUUGGAACCAUCAUUUGUGCCAUAGAUGUACAGCUGGGGGUUGCUCGUGGUGGUGCUGCUGUCCCGACCCAGUUCGCCGCAGCUGUGCAUGCCUGUGUGCAGCACAUGGGGCGGUAAUCUGAAGCGGCGGUAUGCGGCGGUAUGCUUGGCUCAGGGCUCCUAAUAUUUUGAUCCUUGAUAAGUGAACGAGGCAAGUGGGCUUACGAUGGGACACAACGCGUGAGGUCAGGACUGGACGACUACACCCACUUGAUGCGGGCUCGUCACGCGUGGUAUGUAUAUGUGACAUAGGUCUGGUGUAUGUCAGGCACAUGCACAAGUGUGUGUUGUUAUGGGUUUAACAUUUCUUGCAGGGCAAGGGAUACACAUUGGGGUAUGUGCCCGGCGUGUGCUAGGGCACGGGUGGCAAUAAAGCAGGGACCCUGGCGCUGGCUCGUAGUCGUCGAGAGGACGGCAUGGCGCCAUGUUUGGCACAGACAUAAAGAAAGACAGCAUUGCGAUGGAUGCAGAUGCAUGCACUUGGUAAAUGCCACACCAAGGGGAGCGCUGCGGGGGUAUCAGACGGGGCACGGGAGUCCGGUAGAUGUGUUAAAUGCAUUCUUGAGAGAAAGAGUGUACCGUAUGGGCAGGACUCCGGCAUUUGGUUCCGGUGCGCUUGUAUCAGUGACUUUGCGUGGCGUGGAAGUUUGCGAAUGCGGAAGUUAGUGAGCAGUGGUGUGGCGAAAAGGUUCAUACGCGGAAGGGUGCAUAUCCUGAAGACAUUCUUUCGAAUAGAGGCGGGAGUCCGUGCAGGUCCGUUGUCACGGAUUUGGAUUCCAUGAGUGUUCACGUGGCAAGUACUGCGGCUUCCAUAAGCGGGCGGCUUCGGCCAUUGGGCCAUGGCUGGUUUGGCCGUAGCUCAUGUAAUCAUUACGUAUC